AUGUCUACACCAGUUGCUGAUGACCAACGUUCAAACAAGGAAGGUCAUUCGGAGAAAAAACAAGACUCAGAGAGUAAAAGUACCGAAACAAGGCCAAUGAUAGAAGCAGACGACACAACGAACUAUGCUGUAGAGCUUACCAAACGAGUUAAUUUAUUUUCUGGGUUUUUUUCUAUGGAAUUAUCACUGUUUUUGCUUAUAAGGAAUGCUGCUUCGAAAGUAAGACGUGCAUUAGCCGAUUAUUACACGAGCUGUCAUCAGUCGCUGAUACUGAAUAGUGCAGCAGUUAACAGAAGUGAAUUUAUUGGUGAUCCAGAUGCGGAUACUCCUUGCCUUCCGUCCCUGGACAGUUUAGUCAAAAAAGCCGAUGCAAGGCGCGAAAUAAAUAAAAUUUUAAAUGUUGUGGAGAGGGGUCGCGAAGAAUUGGAAACUCGGCACCAUCCGUUACUCAUUUUAGCUGAAGCGACAGCAUUCCGCUUGAAAAAACAUAUGGAUUUUUUGGAAGAACAGAAGCCCACCAACGUACUCACAGAAAAUGGCGUUUUUGUUGGAAAAUUUUAG
Messenger RNA from Gongylonema pulchrum, 561 nucleotides. The record is from the annotation of a GenBank genome assembly. Lineage: Eukaryota; Metazoa; Nematoda; Chromadorea; Rhabditida; Gongylonematidae.